CUCAUUAGCAUCGCCUUCAAACAACUCAUCGGACUCUGCGUACUCUACGGAUAGUAUGUCCGGCACAUCAUCACCAAGAGAGCCUGGAACCGUACGGGACCAGGAUAGUAGCUCGCGUUUAUCCAAGGAAAGGAGGCGUCGCGUCCGACACCAUAAAUCCCGCAAGGGGUGCUUCAUCUGUAAGCAACGGAGAGUCAAAUGCGACGAGGUGCAGCCUAUCUGUGGCGCAUGCGCUUUUCGCGGUGAAUCCUGUUCAUAUCCUGUAUCAGCACCAUCCAAUUCUGCCCCAUCCAGGUCUUCUCGACGCUCAUGCUCCGCAGCAGAUUCUUUGCAACCAUUGGAAUUUCGUCACCAAGGACUGUUCACAGAAUUUCCUUUACUCGACCAAAAUAUCAAUCUAGCGGACUUACGACUCCUUUCAAGGUUCAUGAUGCACACUUCAAAGGAGAUGACCCACAGUGCGGCACGCAAAUAUAUCUGGGAGCAGGUGAUACCAGAUAUAGCGACCAAAAAGGAGUAUCUGAUGCAUCUACUCCUCGCUCUCUCGGGCGAGCAUAUCCUAUAUCAAGCCCACAUGGCGGAAUCAACCGCCUUAGGCAUGGACGAGAGUCAGUCUUCCUUGGCCGCCUGCAGCCAACACGAGCUUCAGCUUGAGUACCACCGUGCCAUUCAGCAUCAUCAAAAGGGCCUCGAAGGGUUCCGCCGGGCCUUGACAGAUAUCUCUACCGCCACCGCAGAGUAUGCCUUCUGCGGCGCGCUACUCAUUGUCGCUGUUGCCUUUGCUUCGAUAUCUGCCAGGAAUCAAGAUUACACCGCCGGGCUGGGUUUUAGUCAACCCGACGAUGACCAGAGCCCGUACAUCGACUGGCUGCAUCUGGUCCGCGGCCUGACAAGCAUAGCUGAGGGACACUGGCUCACUCUCAAGCGCGGACGACUGCGGACCAUGUUGUUAUACACGCACGCAAACGACGAUUGGAAGGCGGCUGUACCGGCUAUCUCCUCAUCGCAGUUUCCCCACUUGAGGUAUGCCCCGAAAGUCUUCCACGUGUUUGCCCAAGGUGCCUGCCAAGCACUUCAUAUGCUACGUACCUUUGCAGGGACGCUGUCCCCAAAUCAAGAAACCACAACUUCCAUUGAUCGGGAUAGCUUCGGCAGACCUGAGCAGUCCGAUAACGACGACCAGCCACCACCCAGCAGAGUAGCGGAUGACAGUCCACGGCACGACCACGAACAAGACGAUUAUCCACAACACGACCACCUCCACACCAUCGACAGACUAGAAGAGAUUUACAUGCGCAUCCUCUACGCCCUGCAAUUUUCGCGAAGCGAGCGUGACACCCCCGCCUCCCUCGACAUUCAAAACGACAUCGAAGACAGCGCCGUGAUGUCCUGGCCCUGUAUGCUUUCGGCUCGCUUCUUUGACAGCCUCCAGAGUUCCGCUGUCGACCACCUGGGGGCCGCGGAGGGGUUUUCGUACACGAUCCUAGCCCAUUUCUACCUUGUCUCAAUCCUAUUUCAGGAUGUGUGGUAUCUAAACAGCGGCUUUCGCUCGGAGAUUCAGAAGAUCAUCCGGCUGGUGAGCCGACUAGAGAACGAGGCAUUAAGUGGUCUAUUGACGUGGCCCAUGGCCGUCAUUGCGGAGUCCCGAUGAAAGGAAAUCUGUUAGCUCACUCACACUUUUGACCUUUUC
Messenger RNA from Aspergillus fijiensis CBS 313.89, 1690 nucleotides. RefSeq names its product Zn(II)2Cys6 transcription factor domain-containing protein. The transcript is spliced from 3 exons. The record is from RefSeq and is a predicted model, not a curated record. Gene Ontology annotation, molecular function: zinc ion binding; DNA-binding transcription factor activity, RNA polymerase II-specific. Lineage: Eukaryota; Fungi; Ascomycota; Eurotiomycetes; Eurotiales; Aspergillaceae. Bases 56 to 1651 code for a protein of 531 amino acids. Gene Ontology annotation, biological process: regulation of transcription by RNA polymerase II.